AUGGACGCCGAGUACCCUGCCUUCGAGCCCCCGCUCUGCAGCGAGCUCAAGCACCUGUGCAAGCGGCUCCAGGAGGCUUACCGCGAGCUCAAGGAGGACCUCACGCCUUUCCGAGAUGACCGCUACUACCGGCUGGCGCCCAUGCGGCUCUACACGCUCUCCAAGCAUCACUUCGUCCUGGUGUUCGUCGUCUUCUUCGUGUGCUUUGGCCUGACCGUCUUCGUUGGGAUCAGAGGGCCCAAAGUGAUCCAGACUUCUGCAGCUAAUAUUUCACUAAAUAAUAGCAAAAAGCUAAAGCCAAUUCAAAUAUUUUCCAAACCACUGUCUACAUAUAAUCAGCAGCUAUGGCUGACGUGUGUUGUCGAGUUGGAUCAAUCAAAAGAAACAUCUAUUCAGACAACCUUCACCAUGACUGUUAAGGUUGAUGGUGUAGCUCAGGACGGGACCACCAAGUUCAUCCAUAACAAAGUUCACAAUCGGACGCGGACACUCACGUGUGCAGAGAAAUGUGCAGAAAUCAUCGUGGCUCACCUCAGCUACCUGAAUUACACUAAGUAUACAGUGACUGUGGGAUUCGAACACCUAAAGCGGCCCAUCAAGGAAAUGAACUUCACCUGGAAGACUUAUGACCCUGCAUUUUCCCAUUUGGAAAUCUGGUUCCGGUUCGUCUUUGUGGUGCUUACCUUCAUUGUCACUUGCCUGUUUGCGCACUCUCUCCGCAAAUUCUCCAUGCGAGACUGGGGCAUCGAGCAGAAGUGGAUGUCCAUCCUCCUGCCUCUGCUGCUGCUCUACAACGACCCGUUUUUCCCCCUGUCCUUCCUGGUGAACAGCUGGUUCCCGGGGAUGCUGGACGACCUGUUCCAGUCUGUGUUUCUGUGCGCCCUGCUGCUCUUCUGGCUGUGCGUGUACCACGGGAUCCGGGUGCAGGGAGAAAGGAAGUGUUUGACUUUCUAUUUGCCUAAAUUCUUCAUCGUUGGACUACUGUGGUUGGCAUCUGUUACCCUUGGAAUAUGGCAGACAGUCAAUGAACUACAUGAUCCAAUGUACCAGUAUCGAGUUGACACAGGAAAUUUUCAGGGAAUGAAGGUUUUCUUCAUGGUGGUGGCCGCCGUGUACAUCUUGUACCUUUUGUUCUUGAUCGUGCGGGCCUGCUCCGAGCUGGGUCACAUGCCUUACGUAGAUCUCAGGUUAAAAUUCCUGACUGCGUUGACUUUUGCAGUGCUCGUCAUCAGCAUCGUCAUCCUUUAUUUAAGGUUCGGAGCCCAAGUGUUACAGGACAAUUUCGUAGCUGAACUGUCGACUCACUACCAGAAUUAUAUCCUUUUUCGGGAAGAUGUCAGGCACACAGCCUAG
Messenger RNA from Rangifer tarandus platyrhynchus (Svalbard reindeer), 1353 nucleotides. The record is from the annotation of a GenBank genome assembly. Lineage: Eukaryota; Metazoa; Chordata; Mammalia; Artiodactyla; Cervidae.